Nothobranchius furzeri (turquoise killifish) is the source of this 3082-nucleotide messenger RNA. RefSeq names its product beta-galactosidase-1-like protein 2. The record is from RefSeq and is a predicted model, not a curated record. Gene Ontology annotation, biological process: carbohydrate metabolic process. Gene Ontology annotation, molecular function: beta-galactosidase activity. Lineage: Eukaryota; Metazoa; Chordata; Actinopteri; Cyprinodontiformes; Nothobranchiidae. Gene Ontology annotation, cellular component: vacuole.
ACCAAAUCUGCCUAUCGAGGGAUCUACUGAUUACCUCUUAAUUAAUUUUUUUCUCUCUCUUUCCUCACUUUUUUUAAACUUUUCCCAAAUUUUAUGAUAUUUUAAAAUCAUGUUACAUUUUUGGUCUUGUGCAGUGCCUAGUGGAUUUUAUCUUGAGAGGUAGAGGACCUAAAGUACCUAGGGUCUACGGUCCAAACAGAUCUCUUCAUCCUGCUUUUAUUUUGGUAGGCCAAUUCCAUUUCAUGCAGAAAUGCUGAAUUUGCACACCAGCUCAAAUGUUCAUUCAAAUUCUUCAUCUAUUUAAAUAUAUUUUUGUAUAUUUAUAUAGAACUCUACAUUUUUAACAGUAUUAAUAGAAGCAAAAUGUGUCAAAAUAGAUCUGUGAUUUAAUAUCGCAUUAGUUUAGAGUUAAUGUCCCAUUGUAUUUGCCACACAUUGUAAUCCAAUUGAAAUGUCUUUGUUUGGUCAAACCUUCUGUUUUGUUUUAGCCAAACAUGCUUCCAGCCUGUUGCUGCGGUGAGACCCUCCCAGGAGGCGGUCUCAUGUGUUCAUCAGCACUCAGACGCUACUCUGAGACCAGUCCUACUGUUUAUUAUAAGGGAUCUAACAGCACACACAUGGUCGUUCUGAGGAUAAGAAAUGUGCAUAAAAGGAAAUAUGCACUCAUUUGCUUGUGCAUCAUUGGCUUCAUCAUCUAUCAAUAUAAGAGCCUGCCAGCUAAGAGGUGGAGAAUGAGCAGGAAGGUGGGACUGAGCGCAAACACAUCCCAGUUCACCCUGGAGGGGGAGACCUUCCGUAUUAUUGGGGGAUCUGUCCAUUACUUCCGUGUUCCCAGAGCCUACUGGAGGGACCGGCUGUUGAAGAUGAAGGCCUGUGGCAUCAACACCCUCACCACCUAUGUGCCGUGGAGUCUGCACCAGCCGGAGGACGGGGUUUUCAACUUCCAUACGCAGCUGGACUUAGAGGCCUACAUCAAUCUUGCGGCUGAAAUUGGAUUAUGGGUAAUUUUACGUCCUGGUCCUUACAUUUCAGCCGAGCUGGACCUCGGAGGACUGCCCAGCUGGCUCCUCAGGGACAGCAGAAUGAGACUGAGGACAACUUACCCAGGAUUUACUCAGGCUGUCAACACUUACUUCAACAAACUUAUACCCAAAGUGGUUCCGCUGCAGUUCAAGAAUGGAGGUCCGAUCAUUGCUGUUCAGGUGGAAAAUGAGUAUGGAUCCUUCGCUAAGGACCAGGGCUACAUGCUGUUUAUCAAAGAGGCUUUAAUGUCCAGAGGGAUCAGCGAGCUACUGAUUACAUCAGACUUCCACAGCACGCUGAAGUUCGGGGGAGUCGACGGAGCCAUCAGGUCAGUGAAGCUGCAGAAGCUGAAUCAGAGAGACGUCCAGGAGCUGACCGCUCUCCAGCCUAACAGCCCCUCCUUGGUGAUGGAGUACUGGCCCGGUGGGUUUGAUGUGUGGGGUGACCUCCACCAUGUCCUGCCUCCUGAGGACAUGGUGUCCACCAUGAGGGAAAUCCUGAGGCGAGGGAUGUCUGUGAACAUGUACAUGUUCCAUGGAGGAUCCAGUUUUGGCUUCUUGAGUGGAGCACUGGCCGAUCCAUCCUACAGAGCCCUGGUCCCCAGCUAUGAUUAUGAUGCUCCUUUAUCUGAAGCUGGGGAGUACACUCCAAAGUACCAUCUACUGAGAGAUUUACUGUCUCGAUACAGCAUGGAAGGAGACAGUCUCCCAGAUCCACCAGCCUUGCAUUACAGAGAGACCUAUGAGCCUGCUAUCAUGUACCAACACCUGCCAUUAUGGGAUGCUUUGAGCUUCGCCGAGGGACCUUUUAAAUCACCAAAGCCUUUAAACAUGGAGAAUCUGCCAGCCAACAAUGGGAAUGGCCAGUCCUACGGCUACACUCUGUAUGACACCAGCAUCAGCAGUGGAGGGGUGCUGAAAUCAUGUGACCACGUCCGAGAUCGAGCCCUGGUUUUUGUAGACAGACGCUACAUUGGCCUUCUGAAGCGUCAGAACCAGGAGCUGGCUGUUCCUGAUGGAGAGGGUCAGCGGACCCUGAGUCUGUUGGUGGAAAACUGUGGGCGUGUCCACAGAGGAAGGCACCUGGACAAACAGCAGAAAGGUUUAGUGGGCGAUGUUUUACUGAACGACAUCCCUCUAAGAGACUUCACCAUAUACAGCCUGGAUAUGAAGCCUAGCUUCAUCGAUAGCCUUUAUCAGGCACCCUGGAAAAGCCUCCCUGAGAAUCCCACUUUUCCGGGAUUCUUCAUGGGAAGGCUGUUUGCAUACGGGUACCCGAGUGACACGUUUGUGAAGCUGCCAGGCUGGGAGAAAGGUGUUGUGUUCAUAAACGGACUGAAUCUGGGCCGGUACUGGUCCAUCGGGCCCCAGCAGGCUCUCUACCUUCCUGGACCUUUCCUCAACAGUGGGAUCAACCAGGUCCUAGUCUUUGAGGAGCAGGAGGGAGACUACAGGGUCCAGUUUGAAGACACGGCCGAUCUGGGAAUGGCAGCAGAGAUCCAGUGACCUUCAUCUCAUCUUCUAAGGAGAACCCUGUUAAGAGUUUGUAGCUAGCGUGUUGUCUCUAUGGUAACAGACUGAACUAAACCUGAUCACUGGCAGUGUGUAGGCCCGUCCUCUCCCACCUGCUUUCCUUCCCACUGCCACCAACAGUGGCUACAGGAAGCCUUCACCCUCAUUUAGGUUCCCGGUUAUUACCGAACAGCUUUGAAUGCUUGUGUGAAAUAGGCUCAUGUGCUUCACAGAUGAAAGACCUAAACAGUGAUGCAGAAGCUAAAUGGUCCAAUUAAACCCAGAAUGCACUGCUGCUGCAGCCCCAGCUGAGCCCUGCAGAAUAUUCCAAGUUACCAUGUUGUAAGCCAUGCUGGGAAAAGACAACGGCUCCACAUGCCUUUGAGUUGUACAAAUCAUCUCCAUAAACAAAUACACAUGAAGGGUUUGACCUUCUGGGGAACCCUGUAGGCCAUCCCUGAAGUACAAGCAGCUCAGUGCUGCUGCACCAUUUCAGGAAUACGGAGUGCUUCUGGACCACGAACUAAUAAAGCUCUUCCCUCUCUUGA